Molecule: messenger RNA, 4075 nt
Organism: Oryzias latipes (Japanese medaka)
Lineage: Eukaryota; Metazoa; Chordata; Actinopteri; Beloniformes; Adrianichthyidae
Gene: actn3b
Product: actinin alpha 3b
Molecular function (GO): protein binding; calcium ion binding
Source: RefSeq, a predicted model, not a curated record
GUGUGACACUUGACCAGGAAAGGAGCACCUGUUAGCAGGGUCUUCUGGUAGUGGGAGAGCACCACCUCCGCACAGCCACCUCUCACCAGUGGAGUCUGGUCUCAGCCGCCCAUAACUGUCUCCUCAUCUCCAGGAGGCUUCUGCCCUCACCAAGUCGUCUCUACUGCUGAGUUUGUUGUUGUUGUUUUUUCCACACUAUAAGCUGUGGGGGACUUUUGAAGUCCUGACAGAGGCGGAAUGAUGACAGCUGUUGAAUCCCAAAUAACAUACACCAACUCCUAUUCCAUCCACCAAGAGGAGACCUACAUGUCUCAGGAGGAUGAUUGGGACCGGGACCUGCUGCUGGACCCAGCCUGGGAGAAGCAACAGAGGAAGACCUUUACAGCUUGGUGCAACUCCCACUUAAGGAAAGCCGGUACACAGAUCGAGAACAUUGAAGAGGAUUUCAGAAAUGGCCUCAAGCUCAUGCUGCUGCUGGAGGUCAUAUCAGGGGAAAGGCUGCCUAAACCAGACAAAGGCAAGAUGCGCUUCCAUAAGAUCGCCAACGUGAACAAAGCACUGGACUUCAUCUGCAGCAAGGGGGUCAAACUGGUAUCUAUUGGAGCAGAGGAGAUUGUUGACGGAAAUGUGAAGAUGACUCUUGGAAUGAUCUGGACCAUCAUCCUGCGCUUUGCUAUCCAGGACAUCUCUGUGGAAGAGACCUCUGCAAAGGAGGGUUUGCUGCUGUGGUGCCAGAGGAAGACUGCCCCCUAUAGGAACGUCAACGUGCAGAACUUCCACAUCAGCUGGAAGGAUGGCCUGGCCCUGUGUGCCCUCAUCCACAGACACAGACCUGACCUCAUUGAUUACUCCAAACUGAGAAAGGAUGACCCCAUUGGAAACCUGAACACCGCCUUUGAGGUGGCCGAGAAGUUCCUGGACAUUCCCAGGAUGCUUGAUGCUGAAGAUAUUGUGAACACACCCAAACCCGAUGAGAAGGCCAUCAUGACCUAUGUGUCCUGCUUCUAUCACGCCUUCGCUGGGGCUGAGCAGGCUGAGACUGCUGCCAACCGGAUCUGCAAGGUGCUGGCCGUCAACCAGGAGAAUGAGAAACUGAUGGAGGAGUAUGAGAAGCUGGCCAGCGAGCUGCUGGAGUGGAUCCGCCGCACCAUCCCUUGGCUGGAGAACCGGGUGGCCGAGCAGACAAUGCGCGCCAUGCAGCAGAAGCUCGAGGACUUCCGUGACUACCGCCGUGUCCACAAGCCUCCGCGUGUGCAGGAGAAAUGUCAGCUGGAGAUCAACUUCAACACCUUGCAAACCAAACUGAGACUCAGCAACAGGCCAGCCUUCAUGCCCUCUGAGGGCAAGAUGGUCUCGGAUAUUGCAAAUGCUUGGAAGGGUCUGGAGCAGGUAGAAAAGGGCUACGAGGAGUGGCUGCUGACUGAGAUCCGCCGUUUGGAGAGACUUGAUCAUUUGGCUGAGAAGUUCAAGCAGAAGUGCGCCAUGCAUGAGGCCUGGACUUCAGGCAAAGAGGACCUGUUGUCCCAGAAGGAUUAUGAGUCUGCAUCUCUGAUGGAGAUCAGAGCCUUGAUGAGGAAGCACGAGGCCUUUGAGAGCGACCUGGCCGCCCACCAGGACAGAGUGGAGCAGAUCGCCGCCAUCGCUCAGGAGCUGAAUGAGCUGGAUUACCACGAUGCUGCAUCAGUCAAUGCCCGCUGCCAGGGCAUCUGCGACCAGUGGGACAACCUGGGCACCCUCACCCAGAAGAGGAGGGAUGCACUGGAGCGCGUGGAGAAGCUGUGGGAGACCAUUGACCAGCUUUACCUGGAGUUCGCCAAGAGGGCAGCCCCCUUUAACAACUGGAUGGAUGGAGCCAUGGAAGACCUGCAGGACAUGUUCAUUGUCCACAGCAUUGAGGAGAUCCAGAGUUUGAUCACAGCUCAUGAUCAGUUCAAGGCCACGCUACCUGAGGCCGACAAGGAGCGCAUGGCCACCUUGGGCAUCCACAACGAGAUCCUGAAGAUUGCUCAGACCUAUGGCAUCAAGCUGUCGGGAAUCAACCCCUACACCAACCUGAGCCCACAGGACAUCUCCAACAAGUGGGACACUGUAAAGCACCUCGUGCCCCUCAGAGACCAAAUGCUCCAGGAGGAGGUGGCCCGACAGCAGGCCAAUGAAAGACUGAGGCGCCAGUUUGCUGCACAGGCCAACAUUAUCGGUCCCUGGAUCCAAACCAAGAUGGAGGAGAUCAGCCAUGUGUCUGUGGACAUCGCCGGCUCCCUGGAGGAACAGAUGAACAGCCUGAAGCAGUACGAGCAGAACAUCAUAAACUACAAAUCUAAUAUCGACAAGCUGGAGGGAGACCACCAGCUCAGCCAGGAGUCUCUCAUCUUUGACAACAAGCACACCAACUAUAGCAUGGAGCACGUCCGUGUUGGCUGGGAACAGCUGCUCACCACCAUCGCCAGAACCAUUAACGAGGUGGAGAACCAGAUCCUGACCCGCGACGCCAAAGGCAUCAGCCAGGAGCAGCUCAACGAGUUCAGGGCCUCCUUCAAUCACUUCGACAGGAAGAGAAACGGCAUGAUGGACCCAGAUGACUUCCGUGCCUGUCUCAUCUCCAUGGGUUACGAUCUGGGUGAGGUGGAGUUCGCUCGGAUUAUGACCCUGGUUGAUCCCAACAACACUGGUGUUGUAACCUUCCAAGCCUUCAUCGAUUUCAUGACCCGAGAGACGGCCGAAACAGACACAGCAGAACAGGUCAUGGCGUCCUUCAAGAUUCUGGCCUCAGACAAGAACUACAUCACAGUGGAUGAGCUGCGCAGGGAGCUGCCUCCGGAGCAGGCCGAGUACUGCAUCAGCCGCAUGACCAGAUACGUCGGACCCGACGCUCCCCCAGGUGCCCUGGAUUACAUCUCCUUCUCCAGCGCCCUCUACGGAGAGAGCGACUUAUAAACCCAGCUGCCGCUCCUCUCCUCCUCCCUCAGCUUCUACUUCUCCUGUUUGGAGAUUUGAAACCCUUCUGCUGUCCUCCCACAUGCUUCCUUCUAAUCGCAGUUUUCUCUCUUAUUUCUGAACUCCUCCUACUCCUCCACCCUCUAAUCAGCCCCAGGAACUCUUAAGAGAGCAGAGAGCAGAAGACUUUGCUCAAGUCGUAGAAAAUCUGUUGGGACUUUAAGAAAACUUAUUUGAGCAAAACCUGCAGAACACACAGUUGCCUUGAAGAGACUUAUUUUUGAGCAGAGACUCCUGUUCUCGUUCUCUGAUUAUUAUUAUUUUGAUUUUUGUAGAAAGGUAAUUUACGGAAAAUGAUAAAAAGCUGGUUGGUCAGUUGGUUGUAUUUGUGCAGAUGCAUGCUAUGCUAAAGGUUAGAAAUGCUGUCACUGACUGUAUCCCAGAGAAAGACACCUUUCUGUCACAAAGGCUGCACAGCUGCAGACCCGCAUGCCGUAACCCUUGUGCUAUCCUAGGCACUUUAACGUUGGGAGUUGGGUCAUCUAGACCCACUAGACAGUGCUCUGAACAAUUUUUCUUCAAUGAUUUGUGAUCUUCACUGGUGUUCAUGACUUACAUGAAAUCUUUCCACCUUUGUCAUGGUAGGAAUAACAUGUCAAAGGAAGGGUGGGGUCAUCUAAGAUAGCACAAGGGUUAAGACACUAGGGAACACAUGGAGGAAUGAAGGCAAAAAAUACAUGUAUGCGCUGGAGAUGGGAUGCAGGCAGAAAGCAGAGCUCUGUGGGUAAAUACAAAGAUGGCCUGAUGGUGGCUUGGAAGGGCAGAAUGAUUCCCCCAAGUUUUUCUUGUGAAUUAAAUGUGGGGGAGGAGGAGGAGAUAUGUUGAGUAGUGAGAGACAGCAAGACAUCGGGAAAGUUGUGACAAAAAUUAUUGAUGCUGUACGUGGAAAAAGAUCAGGAAAAAAAAAUCAGUGCGGGUCAACUCUGCUGCUCGUGUUUUUAGGCCUUUUUAUUGCAUCUUUGACUGUUCUUUUCACCCUCAUCCUCAGUUCAGUCUGUCCAUCAAAAAAGAUGCAGAAACACCUUCACUUACCAUUUCAAAGUUGGAAUAAAAAAAAGGAAAGUCAUAUAUUUAAACAACA